AUGAGUGAUAGGCAGAAAGGCUUGAUUAAUGCUGUGGACGAUAUGUUCCCUGAUUCAGAGCAUAGGAUUUGUGUACGACACUUAUACCAGAACUUCCAUGCCAAUUGGAAGGGUGAAACAUUGAAGAACCAGUUGUGGGCAAUAGCAAGAAGCAACAACAUGGCUACAUGGAAUAAGAACAUGGAAAAGAUGAAGGAGAUGAACCUAGAAGCAUGGGCAUAUUUGGAUGGCCUUGCCCCUAACACAUGGUGUAGGGCAUUUUUCGAAGAAUUACCUAAAUGUGAUCUACUCCUCAACAACAGUUGUGAGGUCUUCAACAAAUGGAUACUUGAUGCAAGGGAGUUACCAAUUCUGAGCAUGUUGAGGAAGAUCAAGGCGCAGUUGAUGACAAGAUGGUAUACAAAUAGAAAGCAAUGUGAGGAUGACUCGUCUCAACUACCAAUAUGCCCAAAGAUCAAGAAAAACUUGACAAAAACAUUGAAUGGGCAAAAAGUUGCCAUGAACGUCCUACUGGCAAAGGUGUGUCCAAGAGAUCCAGCUGAGUGGCAGAAAACAAAUGGUCCUCCGGUAGAACCUCCAAAGUAUGAGAAGAAGGCAGGCAGGAAAAAGAAGAAGAGAAUAGUUCACCCUUCGGAGAAGGAUGAAGGCACUAGGUUUAGCAAGCAUGGAGUAAUAAUGCAUUGUAGUGUCUGCAACUCCACAGAACACAACAGAAGAAAAUGCACUGUACUACAUCCAUCUGAUAGAGUGCCUGCACUAGAAAAACUACCUGUGAGAAGAAAUUUGCUUCAAGCACCUACUGCACAGGACUUCCAAUGCACUGAGAUGACCAUCACACAGAUACCUGGUGAGGAUAGUUCACACACAUGCUCGGUGAUGUCAACAUUAUUCCAAGAGGUCGAAGCAUCUCAAGUAACACCUGAUGCACCACCAGGACCACCUCCUGAGUGCUCUUUCAUUGCAUUGAGGAAAGAUGAGCUGCCAGUGCCCAGGGCUACAACCAGUGCACAAUUUCUGAAGAAAAAGCUACAAACUAAGAAGAAAAAGACAACUCCUAAAGCAGCUGUUAGGCAAGCCUUUGUGCCUCCUAGAGCAACCACUCAAGCCUCCCAAACAGAUGCUGCUGUUGGCGUAACUGAAGCAGCAAAACAGGCCAGAAGAACAAAGGCAAAGAAAGUGCCUAAAGAUUAAUGCAUAGAGAGAAAAGCUCCUUGAGGUGUUGAAGGAAACCUGAGAUCAUGCCCAUGUCUUGGCUGUAGGUUUUGAUCCACACCUUGUAAUAGCGUAUGGAGUGCAUAUGUGUCUUUUGUGAACAACCUGUUUUGAUAGAUGCUACUGUCCCUCUCUUUUGGAUGCACUCCUCUUUUGUGACAAAACUUGUUAUGCAUUCAGCUAAUCAAUGAUGACUGAUUUCAUGCCAAUUAUGUAUGUCUUUUGUGAACAACCUGUUAUGAUAGUGCUUGUUAAAAAUGUGAUGAAAUGCUUGCCAAAAUUUGUCAUGCUUACACAUUCUGGGAAUAUUGCAAAGCACAUUCUGGAAAUAUUUCAUCAUGUCAUCGCUACAUGCACCAUACAUUGUUCACUGACAAUGUUUCUUGCACAUUUGGCAACUAAAAACACAUUUCAGCUCCUACAUUAUUACAACAACAUACAAGUUCACGGCGAGAAUCAUGGUACAAACAAGCAAAAUCUUCCAACCUAUGCCGACAACAAGAUCCAACUGAAGCUUGAUAUCUUCAGCAAUCUGGCUCAUCUGAUUUCCUGGAAUGUUGCUAAUCUUCUUGACCACACUUUCUGCCCUGCUAUCUUUGUCUAUGAAACUAGCACGAAUGUCUAUGAAACUAUCUUUGUCAUCUCCCUGUCCAGAUAGGGCUUGGAAAUAAUUGCAAUGUACCCCACCUCCUCUUCAGCAAUAUUAUAACCAUGGCA
This is a messenger RNA of Aegilops tauschii subsp. strangulata, 1929 nucleotides long. The record is from RefSeq and is a predicted model, not a curated record. NCBI's taxonomy places the organism in Eukaryota, Viridiplantae, Streptophyta, Magnoliopsida, Poales, Poaceae.